Messenger RNA from Radiomyces spectabilis, 2224 nucleotides. Its product is annotated as Metallo-dependent phosphatase-like protein. The record is from RefSeq and is a predicted model, not a curated record. Lineage: Eukaryota; Fungi; Mucoromycota; Mucoromycetes; Mucorales; Radiomycetaceae. The transcript has 10 exons. Gene Ontology annotation, molecular function: sphingomyelin phosphodiesterase activity. Gene Ontology annotation, biological process: sphingomyelin catabolic process. The coding region runs from base 82 to 1953 and encodes 623 amino acids.
UUUUCUUCUUUUUUUUUGUAUUUUUUCCCUUUUGCUUUAUUUUCCUGCCCCCGCUAACGUUUAACAACCCAGUUAUAAGCGAUGCGUCUGUCAGCACUAAUAGCUACUGUCUGUGUAUCGCUUGGACUAUCGUCUGCCCACUUUCAGCAUGUCUUUAGUCCUCCAGAAGUAGCCAUGCAAGAUCAUUUGGUUUCAGUGGCCGACGAAUUACUCCAUGCCGAAUCCAUAACCAGUUCUUGCAGUAGCUGUAUUUCAAUGUUGCAAAUUGUCAAGAACCUUUCGUACAUGUCGGAAGGCCUUUUGAUCGCGGCAUUGACAAGAGUUUGCAACCGAAUGAGUAACGUAGAUCCUGAUGUCUGCAAAGGCGUCGUCGAAGAACAGGCUCCAAUUUUUCGCAAAGUGCUCAAAACGAUGACGGUAUCUGGGCGUGACGGACAUCUCAUGUGCGCUGCUGUGUUAAAUUCAUGCCCAUAUCCAGACAUUGAACCGUGGACCGUCGCUUUUCCAAAAACCAAGCCAGACGUGAUCCAGACCAAAAAAUCGCUCGGCAAGACCUUCACCGUACUCCAACUGAGCGAUUGGCAUGUUGAUCCCGAAUACACUCCCGGAUCCGAAGCUGUAUGCGACAAGCCUUUUUGCUGCCGUUCGGCGUAUACAGAUUACUCCAAUAUCACACGACCUGCAUCCAUGUGGGGUGAAUACAGUUGCGAUACGCCUUUGACAUUGAUAGAAUCGCUUUUGGAAUUUAUCCCCAGUGUGGCACCUGACAUAUCAUUUGGUAUUUUGACAGGUGACGUACCACCCCAUGAGGUAUGGUCGACGUUGCCGUUCCUCAAAACCCAGAUGAUCCAGGAUGGAUCGUAUCAAUUACUGCAUGCGCAUUUUGAUUCGCCGCAUCUACUGAAUUCCAUGCUGUAUCCUGCGGUGGGCAACCAUGAGUCGGCGCCGACCAACAUUUUCCCUCUCAAGACAUCCAAGAUCCCCAUUGAAGAAAAGCGCGAAUACUUGAAGCUCCUUUGGUUGUACAAGAGUUUGUCUGAAAGCUGGAAAGGCUGGCUCACGCAACAAGACGUAGAAGAGAAUGCAGGAAGUUACGUGGCCCGGCCCGUCAAAGGACUGAAAUUGAUCAGUCUCAAUACCAACUUUUGUUAUACCCUAAAUUGGUGGUUGUAUGAACAUCCCAUGGAAAAGGACCCUAAUGGAGUCUUUGCGUGGUUGAUCGAACAACUCCAGGAAGCUGAAGAUGAGGGCGAACGUGUGUGGAUUAUCGGACACAUUGCACCAGGCGAUAGUACUUGCUUCCAUGAUUACUCCAACUAUUAUCAUCAAAUCGUCGAACGUUAUGCCCCGCACGUCAUUGCAGGUCAAUUCUUUGGGCAUACACACAAGGACGAACUUCAGAUAUUUUACCGCGGUGGUCGAGGCAAUGCCAGCGAAGCCAUCUCUACUGCGUAUGUGGCGCCGUCCAUUACACCGUUCCUUGAUCUCAAUCCUGGAUUCAGAAUCUAUAAAAUUGAUACGGAGACAUUUGAAGUGGUCGAUUCCAUCACUUAUAUCGCCGAUCUGGAUCAAGCCCAUACCUGGACCAGUGGACCGAAUUGGCACGCAGAAUAUUCUGCAAGAGAAGCAUUCAAUUCAUCCAAUGCUCAACUACCUUCACCGACUUCUCCGCUUUCUCCUGAAUGGUGGCAUAACGUCACUGUGGAUAUGGAAAACGAUAAGUCUGUGUUCGACAAAUACUGGCGCUUCCGCAGCAAAUCGGCUCCGCAACAUGUCGAAUGCGAUGAUGAAUGUCGAGAAAAGGCGAUUUGUGGCAUUCGUGCGGGCAAGUCGGAACUGCGAUGUGAUUUUGAAUCUGAUAUUUUUGGAAAAUCCGUUCCAUGGCAAUUGCAAGAAGUGCACCCCUGUGCCAUCAAUCUGCAGAGUAUCCGGUCAAUGAGACGUCAGCAUUAGGCUACUCACCACGUACAUUCUCGCUAUCAAGACAUGACAUCGUUUAGAUACGUACCCUGUGGAUAUUCUCCUUGUUCUCUAUUAUUUAACUUGCACCUGCCUUUUCUUAUUUAUCUUUUUCCAUUCCUGUGUUCAUCUGCUUUGAUCCCACUUCCCUCCCUCUUCCCUGUAUCUCUAUUUUACUCCUGUAUUUUGAAAAAGUCAUUGUGUUUUGUAAUGACCUAUCUUUCUCAAUUCCUUGUAAAUGAUUAUAAAGUUUUGUUUAUCAGCA